Messenger RNA from Vitrella brassicaformis, 5491 nucleotides. NCBI's taxonomy places the organism in Eukaryota, Vitrellaceae. The record is from the annotation of a GenBank genome assembly.
CAUCCCCGUCUGCCCUGCCUGCCUGCAGGUCUGCCUGUCUGUUUGCCUCCCUCCCUCCCUCCCUCCCUGGCUGUCUGUCUGCUUGCUUGCCUGUUCGUUCGAUGGGCAGAUGAUGUCACAGUGGUACCCGCAUUCCACUGACAUCCUUCUCUCUGCGAUGUGUCAAUCGGCUCCACCGCAUUGAAGGAGAUUGCGCUCUUCGGAAAACCGAUUGCGAGCUAAGAAUGCGAGCGUUCGAAGAGUCUGCACUAAUUAUGGAGAUCUGGAAUUCUUCGUGCUCUGCAGAGGCUGCUGGUGGUGAUCUGCGCCAGAUCCAUGAGUUUUCGCGGUUUCCCUCAUCUCAUCGGCGGUUAAUGACCACAUCUAAGUGAUCAGGAUGAUUGUCGGCGUCUUCUCUUGCUUGUGGAUUCAUCUAAGUGCUCUAAUGGUGCUGUCGGUGGCUGGCCUGUUCGUCCCUCCUGCCAUCGCAUUGCCCAUCUCGACCCUCCGAAGGCCGGCUCCCUCAUUCCUCUCCUCAUCCAUCCCCUCACGCCGCUUCCAAAGGCCUAGGCCUGCAUUGUUAUCGGUCACCCAUCGCACUCGCACCAGGCGUCGCCGUCGAUGGCUGGUGGCUCGCGGCUACGGCGAUGCGGUCGUGUACAAGUGGGCUGAGAACGACGAGGCCGUCGAGCUGUCGCUCAUGGUGCCCGCAGCGACCAGGUCGACGGAUGUGGUGUGUCAGAUCACCCCCGACACGCUGUUCCUCAAGCUGAGGACGGCGCAGGCGCCGAUCAUCGAGGGCAGGCUUAAGGGUCGCGUGAUGGUGGAGGACUCCUUCUGGACGCUCUCUAGCGAGGAUCAGCAGGACCAGCUGGCAAAGGUGCUGGGCGAGCGGCCGCCGAAGCCCAGGAACGAUCUCGUGCCCAUGUCGCCAACCCACCGCCAGUCACUCAAGGACAUGGGCUUAGGCGUCCCUGCUUCUGCCGCCGCAACGGACACCGGCAGCUCCAGGCCGCUAUACCUGAAGCUGCACCUGACCAAGAAGGACCGGCUGGACGAGUGGUGCGGUGUGAUCAAGGGCGAGACAGCCUACGAGCGGGCGUAUGACGAGCUGCCUGGGCUUAUCCAGAAGGCACCGUCGCCCGCCGCUUGGCACGCGUGGCCGAGCGGCCGUCCGCUGCUGACUCUGCCGCUCGCUGAGUUUGACAGCAACGACGUGGUGGCGUGGCUGCAGUCGUGGGCCACCACUCAGUCCAGGGAAAUGAGCCGCCUGUUGAGCAGGAAGGCCGCCACCAUGAGCAAGGAACAUGAAACCGACGACGUGAGCAGGGGUGCGGGGGACUCAUUGUCUUCGUGUGUGCGUGAUGUGUGUGUUUUGUCUCACCCUAGGGUGACUAUGAGGCGGAGCUGGGUCUGCCGCAGACCUUCCUAGAGGUCACCCCAGAGGCCCUCGACGACGGCGUGCGCCUCUUCAUCGAGAGCGACGGAGAAGACCACGUCGACAUACUCGCCAUCGACUCACCGGAGCUCGAGAAAACCACAACGGCUGCCGACGACCAGGCCGCCGGCUGCACGAUCGUCGUGUUGCGCGGUCCGAAGGCGACGGGCCUCAGCGGUCGGCACGGCGCCCGUACAGCCGCCUCCGUGCAGGACACGGAGCAACGACUGCUGCGGAAGCUGCAGCACGACGUCAAGGGGGUGUGGUCUGAAGGGGACUACGACUUCGAGAUAGGUCUCGACAAGUAUGGAAGACCACUGCCGAGGUGAAGAGAUAACACACACAUCCUCGAAUCAAUCAACCCACCUGUCUGUCUGUCUGUCUGUCAGGUCUCCCGCAGAGCUGAUGCCGCUGUACCUGGGCGACCCGAAGAAGCGCGAGCCCGUCCCUGAGGGCUUUCCCGGCAACGCCAUCUCCCGCCCCAUCAAGCCAGAGCUCCUCAACGCCGACGGCACCGUCAAGCUGCCCGAGGGCGCCCCCAUCCAGAACAGGCGCAAGGUGACGACUGGUCGGCUGCACAAGGAGUGGAUGGGUGAGGAGCGGCAGAGACAGAGGCAUGACGACGGGGUGGAGAGGGGCCUGGAGGGGGACUUGACGGCUGACGGGAUGGGAGGUGGCAUGGGUGGGCUCGCUGUGGGAAUGGGUGAGGAGAUGCGGAAGCUGCGUGAUGAGCUGAGGCCCAAGUGGAUCGAUAAGAGGAAGGACUGGCGGCCGGAGGUGGGUGGGUGGAGAAGUGGGGUGGAGGGGUGGAGCGGUCAUGUGUGUGUGUGUAUGUGUAUGUGUAUGUGUACAGGACAAGUUGGCGAUGCAGAAUGUGUCAUUGGAGCUGUUUGACGAGAAGUACAAGCUGCUGCAGGGAGGGCCGCCACUGCCUCUAAUACAGUAAGCUGACCUGAGCUGACCUGUUAGGGCGCCACACCGGACUCAUUUACACCGGACUCAUUUGUUCUUGUGUGCUGUGUCUCCGACUAACACGCAGAGAGAUAGCCAAUGUGACCAAGGGCAGCUACGGCAAGACCGACGACGAGUUCCAGGAGCUCUGGAAGUCAGCACAUGCACAGAUGCACAGAUGCACAGCACGCACACACGUUCUGCCUAUGUCUGUCUGUCUGUCUGGGUGUGUCUCCAGGGACGGCAUCAAGCGCGUCGAGGAGGACGGCAGCAUCAAACGGUCCACCGAACUCGCCAAAUUCCAGGUAGGCAUUCAGCGCCCUCUCCCCACUCACACACGGUACAUGUGUUCCGUGAUCUGCAUGACGCAGGCCAUGCGCAAGGGUGCACUGAUGGGCCACCACCAAGAGCAGGAGACCCUUGAACAGCAGGGGCAGCCCACACGCUCUUCCAUGGCACAAGGCGACGAGUUCGAGGACGACUACAUGCUCUUUGGAACGGUGGUCGACUUUGUGUCGGGCUCGGCGGCGCAUCGGCAGCGUCAGUCCGAGUAUCUGAAGCAGUACGCCAUCUACACCAACAACACACUGGACCCCGACACGCACAAGCAGCUGAUGGCCAAGGUGGAGGAGAGGCAGAGGCGUCUGCGGCAGGAGCAGGGCUACUAUGACCCGGAUGACCUGCCCACUGGUCAGACAGACCGAGACACACAGCGAGAGGGGAUGGAUGGUGGGUGCAUGGUGUGUGUGUCUUUGAGUGCAGUUGAGGAGCGUGCGAGAGAGUAUCAGGCGCUCGAUCCUGGCGCAAAGAAACGGAUCACAGAGGAGUGGACCAAAGAGGUACGUGCGCAGGCAUCCCAUCCAUCGCAUAGAUGCAGACAGACACAAGAUGGAUGGCAUGCAAUGCAGGCUGUCCGGUUGGAGCUUUUGUUGAACGAGCUGCUGACGACCGAUUCGUCCCUGUGGGAAACCAUCUGCGAGCAGUACCGAGACCUCCUCCUCUCAGACCGCUUUGUCCCACUCAUGAGACACAGACUCGAUGUCAAACCCCCCAAAACCGCCCACGAAAGACGAGUACGCACAGACCACCUGAAUUGACAGAGAUGCACAUGGGUGUGGCUGAUGUAACUGAUGUCUGUCAGGUGUUUCGCAAGCUGACGGAGAUCGUGCUGGACAUGCUGCAUUACAUGGAGGUGUGCUGGGUGUGGCUGGAGAAGCAGCAGCUGCGCAAGAUCCAGAUGAUCUGCGAGCAGGCCAUCCGCGACGACACGCGGCUCAACGAACUGGCCGAGAGCAUGAAGCCCCUGUUUGACAGGGACUUCUUCGGCUACCUCCACUAUGCUAUGGAGAGGGAAAGGGAGAUACUCGUCGAGAAGGGGUAUGACCCCAACCUCGAGCCGACCCCGUGGCUCAUGGUGCUCAUGAUCAUCGAGCAGGGCGUCUCCAAUGUCUUUCAGAAAGAAGUCUCAGAGGUGCAUGUGCCGUAGACCAAUGCCUGCGGCACCCUCUUGUGUGUUGUGCGUGUUGCAGGAGGUUUAUCAGAUCAGCCACCUGGUGUCGCAGCGCUACCCCGACAUGCGCAAGUCGAUGCUGGAGCUGCUCAUCGCCAAGACGCCCAAGGGCGAGUGGGCCAAGUUCAAGAUGGUCGUGCGCAACAUCUGCGACUACUGGGACAGCAAGAUCCGUGCCGGCCAGCCCGUCCCUCUGCCACAUCUUACCGAUGCGAUUCGACAGCUCUCGGUCGAUAUCGAGGUGAGUUGGUAUGAUGAGUGCACCGAUACAGAGGGCUCCGUGUGUGUGUGUGUCUGUGGCAUCCCUCUCGCUUCUGCAGGCGUUGCUGCCCGACUUCAUGAUAUACGGUCUGAUGGACGACUUCGACUGGGAGGUCCACAACAUCACACAGGUACGCGGACCCCCUCCCCCCCCCGCCCCCCCACACGCGCGACACCCAUCCCCUGACGCAUGCCUGUCUGUUGUGUGCAUCAGGACCGCAUGUCGUUCAUGUGGCGGUUCGACGAGGCCCGCAUCCGUGAGGUCGAGGAGGAGUUCGACCGAGAAGAGGAGGAGCGGAGGCGGGAGAUGAUGCAGCAGGAGAUGGGAUACGCCGCACCCGACUACUCACUCCAGCUGCCCGCAUUCAACGUCGCACUGCCCAAGGCGUCAGCUGGCGGCACGGACAAGGAGAGGGAACUGGUGGCAGCCAACAGGCUACAGGUGAGUGUGGGUGGGUCGCGCAGACAGGGAGGGAUGUCUUCUGUGUUUUGUGUCUUUCUUGUCAGGACGGCGUUCGUGGCACCGCGUCCAAGUUUUCGCUUAAGGAAGAGCGUGACCCCUCCAAGAUGACGUACGAAGACGUCAUGCAAGAACACUUGCGCAAGGUGAGCACCGAAACACACUCAACACUCAGCACAGCAGCUGUCUGUCUGUCUGUGUGGCUUGGCAUUGCCAGGAGUUGCGGCUCUUCAAUUAUCAGCGACAGAAAUUCAUGGAAAAUCCCAAUCUGGAGGUGAGUCACGAGGCUAUCCACCCAUUCUACCCUUCUAUUCUUGCGCAUGGAUGCGUGCAGGAGGAUGAGCUGUGGGGUCUUGGUCGCGACCCCAGUGAGCGCGUCAAGAUCUACCAGGGACUCGAGGACGUCACGCCAGAGGUCACAUCAACGCACACACACACGCCUACACAUCCGAAACGCCACUGUGUGUGUCUCUCUCUUCGUAUGUGUGUGUCAUGUUUAGGAGAGGGAUCGUGUGGUAUCGCUGAAUCCACCGGACGAUGCGGCCGCCGGUGGUGGCGCCCCUGUUGUCCCGCGGGGCGGCAGGGGGGCAAUAUAAUGACCACAUAAAGACACACACAGGCAGAUGGGGUCGGAUCGAUAUGUGCAUGUCUCGGUGUUUUAAGAGGAGGUCCUGUCCUGUGUGUCUUCGAGCAAUGGUUGGGAUGUAUCUGUGCUUGUAUGCCAAGUAAGUGUACUGUACAGCAUCAGACAGGCUAGAUGUCAUGUCAGCUGAUGAACGCUGCGCUGUCCGGCGAGCGAGGCCAGUCAACUCACUCACUCAGCCUUUGUGAAUAUGCGAUGGAGCGAGAGAGACGUGGGACCCUCAUGUUCGUUCAAUUGUCCGGUCCGGCC